GCCUUUCAUUCUUCUUCAUUUGAGCGUUUAAACAGCACCAGCACUUUCUUUUCGCAAGCAGCAAUAUGGCCGAGACGCAGGAACUAACCCAAGCUACCGAGAACAUGUCUCUGGAGCAGAACAUCACGCCGUGGGAGGUCGAGGGCGCCGUGGUCGACGGUGUGCAGCAGGCAAUUGACUACGACAAGCUCGUUAAGCAGUUCGGCACGCGCAAGAUCGAUGACGCUCUGCUGGAGCGGUUCGAGACGGCCACGGGGCAGAAGCCGCACCUGUAUCUGCGCCGCGGAAUCUUCUUCUCGCAUCGCGAGCUGGAGAAGAUCCUCGAGCGGUACGAGCAGGGCAAGCCGUUCUACCUGUACACGGGGCGUGGACCGAGCCGCGGGCACAUGCACAUCGGACAUAUGAUGCCGUUCAUUUUCUGCAAAUGGCUGCAGGAUGUGUUUGACUGCCCGCUUGUGGUGCAGCUGACCGACGACGAGAAGUUCCUGUUCAAGAACGACCUGACGCUGGAGCAGGCGAACGAGUAUGCGUUCAACACAGUGCGUGAAAUUGCCGCGAUCGGCUUCAAGCCCGAGAAGACGUUUAUCUUCUCGGACAUUGAGUACAUGGGCGGUGCGUUCUACCGCAACGUCCUGCGCAUCUCGCGCAUGGUCACGUACAGCACGGCCAAGGCGUCGUUCGGAUUCAAGGAGAGCGACCACAUUGGAAAGAUCCACUUCCCUAGCAUUGAGGCGGCGCCGGCCUUCUGCUCGUCAUUCCCCGACAUCUUUGGCGAGCGCAAAGAUGUGCCAUGCCUGAUCCCGUGCGGCAUCGACCAGGACCCGUACUUCCGCCUGACGCGCGACGUGUCCCAGCGGCUGAAGCACAAGAAGCCAUCGCUGAUCCACGCGCGCUUCCUGCCGGCGCUGCAGGGCUCGACCUCCAAGAUGAGCUCGUCGAACGAUGUCUCUGCCAUCUUCAUGAGUGACACCCCGGCGCAGAUCAAGAAGAAGAUCAACCGCUAUGCCUUCUCGGGUGGCCGCACGUCGCUGGAUGAGCACCGCAUGUACGGCGGCAACCCCGACGUCGACGUGCCGUUCCAGUACCUGACGUACUUUUUGGAUGACGACAAGGAGAUUGAGGACCUGGCCGAGGGUUACCGCAAGGGCGAGAUCACGUCGGGCGAGAUGAAGGCAAGGUGCAUUGCUGUAAUCCAGGAGUUUGUUGGCAAGUUCCAAGAGCGCGAGGCCGCCAUCACCGAUGCCGACGUCAAGAACUUUAUGGACCCGGUGUAUCCGCGCCCGUACACGGCUUUGGCCAAGAAAUAGAGCAUUUUUGGUAUAGAAAAAGACCAGUCUAAGAUGGCCACCG
Linderina pennispora is the source of this 1350-nucleotide messenger RNA. RefSeq names its product tryptophanyl-tRNA synthetase. Gene Ontology annotation, cellular component: cytoplasm. Lineage: Eukaryota; Fungi; Kickxellomycota; Kickxellomycetes; Kickxellales; Kickxellaceae. Gene Ontology annotation, molecular function: tryptophan-tRNA ligase activity; ATP binding. The transcript has a single exon. The record is from RefSeq and is a predicted model, not a curated record. Gene Ontology annotation, biological process: tryptophanyl-tRNA aminoacylation. Bases 66 to 1307 code for a protein of 413 amino acids.